Molecule: messenger RNA, 6751 nt
Organism: Microcebus murinus (gray mouse lemur)
Lineage: Eukaryota; Metazoa; Chordata; Mammalia; Primates; Cheirogaleidae
Source: RefSeq, a predicted model, not a curated record
CCGAGGGGCGCCGCGCCCGUGGCAGGGCUCCUCUUAAAGGGGCCGCGCUCCCUGGCCGCUGUCGGGCGUUGGGAAGGCGGCAAGAGCUGGGUGGGGUCCUGGAACGGUGAGAGGGACCCAGACAGGGCGGAAGGCCCGAGACUCGGGAAUGCAGGGUUCCACCAUGGCCUUCUGGACACAGCUGAUGUUGCUGCUCUGGAAGAAUUUCACAUAUCGCCGGAGACAACCGCUCCAGCUCCUGGUCGAGUUGUUGUGGCCUCUCUUUCUCUUCUUCAUCUUGGUGGCAGUACGCCACUCCCAUCCCCCAUUGGAGCACCAUGAAUGCCACUUCCCCAACAAGCCUCUGCCAUCGGCGGGCACCGUGCCCUGGCUCCAGGGCCUCAUCUGCAAUGUGAACAACACCUGCUUCCUGCACCCAACGCCGGGCGAGGAGGCCGGGCUCCUCAACAACUUCAACGACUCCCUGGUCUCCCGGCUCCUAGCUGAUGCCCGCACCGUGCUGGGGGGUCCCAGUGCCCACAGGACGCUGGCUGGCCUGAGGAAGGUGAUACCCAUGCUGAGGACCACACACAGCGCAGCCCAGCCUCGACAGAGUGACCGGACACAGCAGCAACCUUCCCUGCCCACUGAGCUGCUGGCGUCGCUGCUGCAGGGGGAAUCCCUGGGGUCUGUGCUGAGCCAAGCCCAGGAGUCCCUGGGCAGCUUUGUGGAGGCAGCUGAGGACCUGGCCCUGGAGCUUCUGGCACUGCCCAGCCUGGCGGAGCUUCGGACACUGCUGCGGAGACCCCAAGGGACAGGUGGCCCUCUGGAGUUAGUGUCAGAAGCCCUCUGCAGUGCCAGGGGGCCCAGCAGCCCAGGGGGCCCCUCUCUCAACUGGUACGAGGCUAGUGACAUUCGGGAGUUGGUGGGGCCGGAGCCAGCAUCGGCCCUGCCGGACAAUAACCUGAGCCCCGCCUGCUCUGAGCUGAUUGGAACCCUGGGGGACCACCCACUGUCCCGCCUACUCUGGAGGCACGUGAAGCCAUUGCUCUUGGGGAAACUGCUGUUUGCACCUGACACACCUUUCACCAGGCAGCUCAUGGCAGAGGUGAACCGGACCUUCGAGGAGCUGGCUCUGCUGCAGGACGUCCAGGAGGCCUGGGGCGUGCUGGGACCCCAGAUCUUCACCUUCAUGAACAACAGUGCAAAUGUGGCCGUGCUGCAGAGGCUCUUGCAAGUGCAGGACAAAGGGAAGAGGCAGCCAGCCCCUGGAGGCCCCGACCGCAGGGAGGCCCUUCAAUCCUUUCUGGACCCUGGCCGUGGCGGCUACAGCUGGAGGGACGCCCAUGCCGAUGUGGGACGCCUGGUGACCACGCUGGGCCAUGUGAUGGAGUGCGUGUCCCUGGACAAGCUGGAGGCAGCGCCCUCAGAGGCGGCUCUGGUGUCGCGGGCUCUGCAGCUGCUCGCGGAGCGCCGCUUCUGGGCCGGCGUCGUCUUCUUGGGGCCCGAGGACUCCCCGGACCCCGCAGAUAACCCAGCCCCAGGCCCAGGCCCCGGCCACGUGCGCAUCAAGAUCCGCAUGGACAUUGACGUUGUCACCAGGACCAAUAAGAUCAGGGACAGGUUUUGGGACCCAGGUCCGGCCGCGGACCCCCUAACUGACCUGCGCUACGUGUGGGGCGGCUUCGUGUACCUGCAGGACCUGCUGGAGCGUGCAGCCGUCCGCGUGCUCAGCGGCGCCGCCCCUCGCGCCGGCCUCUACCUGCAGCAGAUGCCCUACCCGUGCUACGUGGACGACGCGUUCCUGCGUGUGCUGAGCCGGUCGCUGCCGCUCUUCCUGACGCUGGCCUGGAUCUACUCGGUGGCGCUGACGGUGAAGGCCGUGGUGCGCGAGAAGGAGACGCGGCUGCGCGACACCAUGCGCGCCAUGGGGCUCAGCCGCACCGUGCUGUGGCUGGGCUGGUUUCUCGGCUGCCUGGGGCCCUUUCUUCUCAGCACCGCGCUGCUGGUGCUGGUGCUCAAGCUGGGGGACAUCCUCCCCUACAGCCACCCGGUCGUGGUCUUCCUGUUCUUGGCGGCCUUCGCGGUGGCCACGGUGGUCCAGAGCUUCUUACUGAGCACCUUCUUUUCCCAUGCCAACCUGGCAGCGGCCUGCGGCGGCCUGGCCUACUUCGCGCUCUACCUGCCCUACGUGCUGUGCGUGGCCUGGCGGGACCGGCUGCCCACGGGCGGCCGCGUGGCUGCGAGUCUGCUGUCGCCCGUGGCUUUCGGCUUCGGCUGUGAGAGCCUGGCGCUGUUGGAGGAGCAGGGUGAGGGCGCGCAGUGGCACAACGUGGGCACCGGGCCCACCGGAGACGUCUUCAGCCUGGCCCAGGUCUCGGGCCUUCUGCUGCUGGAUGCCGCGCUCUACGGCCUCGCCACCUGGUACCUGGAGGCUGUGUGCCCAGGCCAGUAUGGGAUCCCUGAACCGUGGAAUUUUCCCUUUCGGAGGAGCUACUGGUGUGGGCCCCGGGCCCCCAAGGGUCCUGCCCCUUCUGCUGCCCCGCAGGACCCAAAUGUGCUGGUGGAAGAGGCGCCGCCGGGCCUCAGUCCUGGAGUCUCGGUUCGCGGCCUGGAGAAGCGCUUUCCUGGCAGUACGCAGCCAGCCCUGCGUGGGCUCAGUCUGGACUUCUAUCAGGGACACAUCACGGCCUUCCUGGGUCACAAUGGGGCCGGCAAGACGACCACACUGUCCAUCCUGAGCGGUCUCUUCCCACCCAGCGGUGGCUCCGCCUUCGUCCUGGGCCAUGACGUCCAGUCCAGCAUGGACGCCAUCCGGCCCCACCUGGGCGUCUGUCCCCAGUACAACGUGCUGUUUGACAUGCUGACCGUGGGUGAGCACGUCUGGUUCUACGGGCGGUUGAAGGGGCUGAGUGUGGCUGCUGUGGGGCCCGAGCAGGACCGUCUCCUGCAGGACGUGGGGCUGGUCCCCAAGCAGCAUGUGCAGACUCGCCACCUCUCCGGUGGGAUGCAGCGGAAGCUGUCUGUGGCCAUCGCCUUUGUGGGGGGCUCUCACGUUGUAAUCCUGGACGAGCCCACAGCUGGUGUGGACCCCACUUCCCGCCGCAGCAUUUGGGAUCUGCUGCUCAAAUAUCGCAAAGGUCGCACACUGAUCCUCUCCACCCACCACCUGGAUGAGGCUGAGCUCCUGGGAGAUCGCGUGGCGGUGGUGGCAGGUGGCCGCCUGUGCUGCUGUGGUUCCCCGCUCUUCCUGCGUCAUCACUUGGGCUCUGGCUACUACUUGACGCUGGUGAAGGGUCCCCCGCCCCUGACCACCAGUGGGAAGGGUGACACUGACUGGGAGAACACCGUGCAUGCCAGGCAGGAACAGAAAACUGGCAGCCCAGUGGGUGCCUCCCAGCUGCUGGCCCUGGUACAGCGCUGGGUGCCCGGGGCCCGACUGGUGGAGGAGCUGCCGCACGAGCUGGUGCUGGUGCUGCCCUAUGUGGGUGCCCUCGACGGCAGCUUUGCUGAGCUCUUCCGGGAGCUGGACGGGCGGCUGGGGGAGCUGCAGCUUGCCAGCUACGGGAUCUCGGACACCAGCCUCGAGGAGAUCUUCCUGAAGGUGGUAGAGGACCAUGCGGUGGACACAAAGGCAGAGGACGGCAGCAGCGAGCAGCACCUGCGCGUGGGCACUGCUGCGCCAGGCACUACCAUGCGGCUCAAGAUGCCACCGGAGGAGUCGGCCCUGGAGAAUGGAGAGCCGGGGUCGGUGCCGGAGACCCAGGCCCUGAAGGGCUCUGGAACUGACGCCAGAGGCCUGGUACAGGGCUGGGCGCUGACCUGCCAACAGCUCCGGGCCCUGCUCCUCAAGCGCUUCCUGCUUGCCCGCCGUAGCCGCCGCGGACUGUUCGCACAGAUUGUGCUGCCUGCCCUCUUUGUGGGCCUGGCCCUGGUGUUCAGCCUCAUCGUACCUCCUUUCGGGCACUAUCCGGCCCUGCGGCUCAGCCCCACCAUGUACGGCGCCCAGGUGUCCUUCUUCAGCGAGGACACACCCGGGGACCCUGCACGAGCCCACCUGCUCACAGUGCUGCUGCGGGAGGCCGGACUGGAGGAGCCCCCCCUGCACAAUAGCUCCCGCAGGUCCCCAGAGUGCGUAGAGCCCCUCCCCUGCCGGUUCUCGGUGCCCGAAGUUCCCGCCAGCGUGGCCAAGGUCUUGGCCAGCGGAAACUGGACCCCAGAGUCUCCGUCCCCAGCUUGCCAGUGCAGCCGGCCCGGCGUCCGCCGCCUGCUGCCCCACUGCCCACUGGCCGCCGGGGGACCCCCUCCGCCCCAGGCAGUGACCAGCUCGGGGGAAGUGGUACAGAACCUGACGGGCCGGAACCUGUCCGACUUCCUGGUCAAGACCUACCCGCGCCUGGUGUACCAGGGCCUGAAGACUAAGAAGUGGGUGAAUGAGGUCAGGUAUGGAGGCUUCUCACUGGGUGGCCGAGACCCAGGCCUGCCCUCGGGACACGAGGUGGGCCGCUCCGUGGAGGAGCUGCGGGCACUGCUGAGCCCCCCACCCGGAGGGGCCCUUGAGCGUGUCCUGAACAACCUCACAGCGUGGGCUCACAGCCUGGAUGCUCGGGACAGCCUCAAGGUCUGGUUCAACAACAAAGGCUGGCACUCCAUGGUGGCCUUCGUCAACCGAGCCAACAACGCACUCCUACAUGCCCACCUGCCUCCAGGCCCCACCAGCCGUGCCCACAGCAUCACCACAUUCAACCACCCAUUGAACCUCACCAAGCAGCAGCUGUCUGAGGUUGCACUGAUGGCCUCGUCUGUGGAUGUCCUCGUCUCCAUCUGUGUGGUCUUUGCCAUGUCCUUCGUCCCAGCCAGCUUCACCCUUGUCCUCAUCGAGGAGCGUGUCACCCAAGCCAAACACCUGCAACUCAUGGGGGGUCUGCCCCCCACCCUCUACUGGCUCAGCAACUUUCUCUGGGACAUGUGUAACUACUUGGUGCCAGCGUGCAUCGUGGUGCUCAUAUUUCUGGCCUUCCAGCAGAAGGCAUACGUGGCUCCUGCCAACCUGCCUGCUCUCCUGCUAUUGCUACUACUAUACGGCUGGUCCAUCACACCACUAAUGUACCCCGCCUCCUUCUUCUUCUCCGUGCCCAGCACGGCCUAUGUGGUGCUCACCUGCAUCAACCUCUUUAUUGGCAUCAAUGGCAGCAUGGCCACCUUCGUGCUUGAACUCUUCUCUGAUCAGAAGCUGCAGGAGGUGAGCCGGAUCUUGAAACGGGUUUUCCUUAUUUUCCCCCACUUCUGCCUGGGCCGAGGACUCAUCGACAUGGUGCGGAAUCAGGCCAUGGCUGAUGCCUUUGAGCGCUUGGGAGACAGGCAAUUCCAGUCACCCCUGCGCUGGGAGGUGGUUGGCAAGAAUCUCUUGGCCAUGGCGGUACAGGGGCCGCUCUUCCUCUUCUUCACUCUCCUGCUGCAGCACCGCAACCAUCUCAGGCCACGACCCAAGCUGAGGUCACUGCCACCCCUGGGGGAGGAAGAUGAAGAUGUGGCUCAUGAGCGGGAGCGGGUGGUCCAAGGGGCCACCCAGGGGGACGUGUUGGUGCUGAAGGACUUGACCAAGGUAUACCAUGGGCAGAGGAUACCAGCUGUUGACCGCCUAUGUCUGGGGAUCCCCUCUGGUGAGUGUUUCGGGCUGCUGGGCGUGAAUGGAGCAGGGAAAACGUCCACCUUUCGUAUGGUGACCGGGGACAUGCUGCCCAGCGGAGGCGAGGCUGUGCUGGCAGGUCACAGUGUGGCCCACGAACCGGCUGCUGCGCACCGUAGCAUGGGCUACUGCCCUCAGUCUGAGGCUAUUUUCAGCCUGCUGACUGGCCGCGAGCACCUGGAGCUGUUUGCGCGCCUGCGAGGUGUCCCUGAGGUGCAAGUGGCCCAGAUAGCAAGCUCGGGCUUGGUGCGCCUGGGACUCCUACGGUACGCGGACCAGCCUGCGGGCACUUACAGCGGAGGGAACAAACGGAAGCUGUCCACGGCCAUGGCACUGGUUGGGGACCCAGCUGUGAUCUUUUUGGACGAGCCGACCACAGGCAUGGACCCCAGUGCACGGCGCUUCCUCUGGAACAGCCUCCUGGCCGUGGUGCGGGAGGGCCGCUCGGUGGUGCUCACCUCCCACAGCAUGGAGGAGUGUGAGGCGCUCUGCACGCGCCUGGCCGUCAUGGUGAAUGGGCGGUUCCGCUGCCUGGGCAGCGUGCAGCACCUCAAAAGCAGAUUCGGGGCCGGCCACACACUGACCCUGCGGGUGCCGGUGGAGCGGUCCCAGUCGGCAGCAGCCUUCGUGACAGCGGCGUUCCCAGGGACAGAGCUGCGCGAGGCGCAUGGUGGCCGCCUGCGCUUCCAGCUGCCGCCGGGAGGGCGCUGCACCCUAGCGCGCGUCUUUGGAGAGCUAGCGGCGCACCGCGCAGAGCACGGUGUGGAGGACUUCUCUGUGAGCCAGACCACGCUGGAGGAGGUCUUCCUGUACUUGUCUAAGGACCAGGGGAAGGAAGAGGAGGACCAGAAGGAGCAGGAGGCAGGAAUGGGCGUGGACCCUGUGCCAGGCCCACAGCGCCCCAGGCGGUUCCUGGAUGACCCCAGCAUGGCUGAGACCGUGCUCUGAGCCUCCCUCCACUGCCAGGCUGGUGGGAGGCCCUGGGAGUGGCAAAGGAAGGACUCAGGCUCCCAGGGGUGCCACUGCCCUGGAGGAAAUAAAAACACUGGCUCGGAGCAUGGUGGGGAAACAGUGUGCAUGUGU